Molecule: messenger RNA, 1921 nt
Organism: Aureobasidium pullulans EXF-150
Lineage: Eukaryota; Fungi; Ascomycota; Dothideomycetes; Dothideales; Saccotheciaceae
Exons: 3
Coding region: 103-1545 (480 amino acids)
Cellular component (GO): nucleus
Source: RefSeq, a predicted model, not a curated record
CUUUCACCAUCGAGACUCCCACACCCACAAAGGCUGCGUCUUUCACACCCUGUUUGAUUGUCGUACUUCUUUGUCGCGCACUGUAAUAGUCCAGAAUUCAACAUGACAACAGCACCGUGGCAGACCGGCUCGCCGGCAUUCACACCAGUCACUGCUCGCCGAACACUAACUCGUCCUGCUCCAGCGGUCGAACUCACAGCCCCUCAAGCUCCUCCAACUCAGCCGCAAGCCACCGUUAAGAUCGAGUGGCCACAGCCUGUACGCGAAUACGUUGGCCGUGCCUUCGCAUCCACAUCUACCCCCGACGGCAUCGAAGACGCUGCCAUCAGCGCAAAACUGAGAUCCAUCAUCACACAAGCAGCCGAAGCCAACCUCCUCGCUGUCAUCGACUGGCCAAACCACCCACUUCCACGAGAGAUUCUCCGCGCCGAAAGAAACGCCGCCCUCAUGAAUGCCUCGAAAAAACGAAAGUCCAUGGACGUGGAGUCCGCUCUUGACGCUUCGUCACCCAUUCCUCCAUGGAGAGUGAAGAACCUCUCCCUUGCCGAUCGCAUCACAAAUCCCAGCCCCGACAAGCGUCAGAAAAAAGCCGACCAGUUCCGUGCCACUGCCCCUCCCAGUAAGUUGAGCGACCUCGAGAAACGAAGGCAGCGUUUUCAGCUCGGCAACCAAGGUCCUGCUUCUCCUUUCAUCUCUUCUCCUCGUGACGACUCUCCCAUGCCCGACGCCAACGACGGUCCCUGUGUCGGCACAUGUCAAGUGCUUGAGAAGAAUUACUUCCGUCUCACCGCCCCUCCCAAGCCCGAAACCGUCCGUCCCCUUCACAUUCUCAAACAAACUCUCGACCUUCUCAUCAAGAAGUGGAAAGAUGAGCACAACUACGGGUACAUCUGCGAUCAGUUCAAGUCUUUAAGACAGGAUCUCACUGUCCAGCACAUCAAGAAUGACUUUACCGUCCGCGUGUACGAGGCUCACGCGCGCAUAGCUCUGGAAAAGGGGGAUCUGGGUGAGUAUAAUCAGUGUCAGACUCAACUUCGUACUCUGUACAAGAUGAAGUUGCGCGGUUCCCCUGGUGAAUUUUUGGCUUAUCGCAUCCUCUACACUCUCUAUACCUGUAACCGCCAGACCAUGAACGACGUUUUGGCAGACUUAACCCCAGCAGACAAGCAGCACGCCCCAGUCAAGCAUGCACUAGAUGUGCGAGCCGCGUUGGCUACAGGCAACUAUCACAGAUUUUUUAGGUUGUUCAACGAAUCGCCAAACAUGGGUGGUUAUCUAAUGGACAUGUUCGUCAACCGAGAACGGGUGGCUGCCCUAGCUGUCAUUUGCAGAUCAUUCCGUGCUGAUGUCAAGGUAUCUUUCUUGACGGAAGAGCUGGCGUUCAAUAGUGACGAGCACUGCAAGCAAUUCAUCUGCGAGAUGGGUGCAUCGAAUGUUCUUGAAGACAAAGCAGAUGGUGCUCGCUUUGCUUGUGCGAAGGCAGCCCCUGUGUUUGAAGCCGCCAAGAGCGGUGCAUACCGUGUCGAUAUCAAGGGCCAGAUCUGAGCGACUAUCAUUGCUACAAGUGGGUACGUGGGACAACGGCUAGCAACGGAGUUCGAAGCUCCCUGCUAUGCAAACAACCCUUGCUACGGUAUAUCUGUUGUGUCGCGGAUCUAUAUACAUCUCGACCACCAAAGACAUCUCUCAAGGCUUCCUAGUAUCGUCUAUACAUCUGUCAGGCAUGACGUGCACUGUUGGUGCCAGGCACGAUUUCGUCUUAUGGAGGAUGAGCACCCAAGCAGUCUUCAGCCUCCGAGCCAUAUCUGAUUUCAGUCGAUCUGGCAGGCCCGGCACUUUUGGCAGUUCUUAGCCUUAUGCAGAUCGAUUCCCUUCAACUUGGAUAAUCAAGCAUCUGACGACUUGCAACCCAAAGCGAGGC